AAAGAUCCCUGCCCCCUUGCACUCUAAAAUAGUCAAACCUUAAAAAUCAUCAGUCACAGCUCAGAACUGACAGGAGUGCUUUUACGAUCAGGAUGAAGGGAGACAGUGACAGUAAAAUGGACCCGACCAAUGGUCACAGCAGACCGCUGGACAUUGUGCCUCACACUGAGGACAAGAUGAAGGAGAGGGGUCAGUGGGGCAACAAGCUGGAGUUUGUGCUUUCAGUGGCUGGGGAGAUCAUUGGUCUGGGAAAUGUGUGGCGUUUCCCUUAUCUGUGUUACAAAAAUGGAGGAGGUGCCUUCUUCAUUCCUUAUCUUAUCUUCCUAUUCACUUGUGGGAUUCCUGUGUUUUUCCUGGAGACUGCAUUGGGACAAUACACUAGUGAGGGAGGCAUCACAUGCUGGAGGAAGAUUAGCCCACUGUUUGAGGGAGUUGGCUAUGCCACUCAGGUCAUUGUGGCCUUGCUGAACUUCUAUUACAUCAUUGUUCUGGCCUGGGGCAUAUUUUACCUUUUUUUCUCUUUCUCCUGGAACUUGCCCUGGUCCUCCUGCAAUAAUGCAUGGAACACAGAUUCUUGCAUGGAGUUUCAGAGGAGGAACGACUCUUUGAACCAAAGCCAUUUUCACAAUGCCACAUCACCAGUUAUUGAGUUCUGGGAGAGGAGGGUCCUGAGGAUCUCUUCUGGAAUUGACAACAUUGGCCAGCUGCACUGGGACCUGGCCCUGUGUCUUUUUCUGGCCUGGGUGAUAUGCUACUUCUGCAUAUGGAAGGGUGUCAAGUCAACUGGCAAGGUGGUGUACUUCACUGCAACUUUUCCCUAUGUCAUGCUGAUAAUCUUGCUCAUCCGAGGUGUAACUCUGCCAGGAGCCUCAAGGGGAAUCCAGUUCUACCUUUACCCAGACUUAGGAAGACUGGCAGACCCACAGGUAUGGAUGGAUGCAGGGACACAGAUCUUCUUCUCUUAUGCUAUCUGCCUUGGAUGCCUUACAGCGCUUGGAAGUUACAACAAGUACAACAACAACUGUUACAGGGACUGCCUGGCAUUGUGUUUUCUGAACAGUGGGACCAGUUUUGUUGCUGGUUUUGCUAUUUUCUCCAUCCUGGGAUUCAUGUCUUUUGAACAAAAUGUACCCAUUUCUGAGGUCGCAGAAUCUGGUCCAGGCUUGGCUUUCAUUGCAUAUCCACGUGCUGUCUCCAUGAUGCCCUUCUCCCCAGUGUGGGCUUGCUUCUUCUUUAUUAUGAUCGUUCUGUUAGGACUAGACAGCCAGUUUGUCUGCGUGGAAAGCCUUGUGACUGCCAUGGUGGACAUGUACCCAGCCAUUUUCCGGAAAAAGAAUCGCAGAGAGCUGUUCAUCCUGGGAGUGUCCAUUGUGUCCUAUCUUGUGGGGCUAAUUAUGCUGACUGAGGGUGGAAUGUAUGUCUUCCAGCUGUUUGACUACUAUGCAGCCAGUGGAAUGUGUCUCCUCUUUGUGGCUAUUUUUGAGACAGUCUGCAUUGCCUGGGUUUACGGUGCAAAUCGUUUCUAUGACAACAUUGAAGACAUGAUUGGCUACCGACCCGGGCCCUACAUUAAGUAUUGUUGGUUGUUCUUCACUCCUGCCACUUGUUUUGGGACAUUUGCUUUCUCCUUGAUCAAGUACACCCCUCUAAAGUACAACAAUGAAUAUGUCUACCCCUGGUGGGGCUAUGCCCUGGGCUGGCUCUUGGCUUUAUCAUCAAUGGUCUGCAUCCCCAUGUGGGUCAUUUAUAAAGUCAGCAUUACCAAAGGAACUCUGAGAGAGCGCCUCCAUCACCUCACCAGACCUUCCCCAAACUUACCCCAAAACAAGAGGGAGCAGGAAAAGUUGUUGGCAAUCUUUGCUGCUGACAAGGAUGGUCUCCAUCAGCAGAACAUCCCCACCAAGGAUGGCUAUUUCCCUGUUGAGGAGAAGGAGUCUAACUGUUAGGAGAGGUGUUUUACCAUGGGACCAGGCUCCUCUGGCCUGUUGUGUUCUUGGAGACAGCUCAUACUUUAAUACCUUGCACAUCUCAUAACAGCCAAAUAAGUGGCCACACAGCAAGGACAUGGAGAUUUCUCUUUUUCCUACAUUCUGAGAGGUCCAAAGAUGGCCCAGAUGACUGCUUUAGAUGUCUUUCUCUGUGGUUUCCAUGUCAGUGUUUUGGCCCUAUCUCUGUAGUUCACUGGUGGACACAGCACUAUGCCUUUUUAAGUCUUUGGAUUUCAUAGAAUUGUCACUUUGUUCACUGAGAAACAGAGUGGAGUAAAUAUGGAUUGAUUUAGUCUGUAACACAGACAAUAUUUCCACAGAAAAUCAAAGCUGAGUUAAUAUAUAGAUUUAUAGACUCUUAGAAAGAUGUGGAUAUAGAUAUGACAUCGGUAGAUGUAGGGGUAUAUUAGUAUCCUUUGGAACAUUUGAGUUCAACUUAUCUGUAUCUGCUUUCUAAGGAAGCAUGUUUGUCUUGUUGCCUCCGUGUGACAUUAGAAAUGCCGAAUGUACAGCAGUGCAGAAACCAUUAUACAGAACAUGAAAACUAGACAUUUGUUUCCUAACUUAGGAAUAAAUAACCUAAAUUUAAUUAAGCUGUGUGCAUGGUUACGGCAGGAGUUUGCUAGUUAGUUACAGAUCAGUGAAUGUAGUGGGUCGUGACAUCGUCAGUUAAAUUGUCUUAUGAAUUUUAAAAGUGCUCCACAAUAGUCAUAAAAUUAUGCUCUAAAAUGAAUUAAUUAGCUGAACCCAUAACAUUCUCCAGCUGACGUAUUCGCAGUCUUCAAAAAAUAUCUAAAUACUACUUUGAUUCUGAUUUGCUAACUUGGCUUCAGUGGCAUCCUUUCAGUACUUUGUGUACUGCAUUUUGACAAAGUUUCGGCACUCAGCUAGCCAAAGAGGUAAGCAGUAUCAGUGGACUUGAUCAUCAUGUAAAUAUCGACGGUUUAUAUAGGUUGAGAGAAUAGCUGAGAUUUCAAUCAGAGAUUGCCUAUUUUCACAACUCUUACUGUAAACUCCCUCCCCUAACUUAACUCUUGCCUAACAGGGUUGACUGCACCUCUUAAAACUUGAAAAGCUUUUUAAGAGUUGCCUUAUCAGCUUUGCCUCAACAUAAAAGUGAGGCCUAAUGACAGUUAAAUGUGGACCUUGGAGUUAAUUCAGUUAAACUGGACUGUUUUCUACAGACAAAUACACUCAAUAACUGAAAUUGUAUGAUACACCUGUGAGGGAAUCGUUCCUGGAGGAUAGGAAACUUCAUAUGUGUAAGAUGAUGUGUCACAACCCACAGAUCCAUUGUGAGUCUUUGUAAAUUAUUAUUUUCACCUUCUCGACCUAGCCAAUAUUAAACAUAACUUUUUUUCUCUCUCUUUUUAAAAUUUAACUUUUACAGUUUUUCUAUAAAAAAAAUUGUGACCUUUUGUGCUCCAUAAUUGAACUUUGUUCAAUGUAUGCAGCAGACACGUUUUUUUUUCACGCUUAACUAAAUGGUGUUGGAGUUUUUAAUGUAUUGUUUAUUGUUUAAUGGUUAAUGUAGACCUUAUUCAAAUAAAGACAUUUCAAAUUCUUUCCUUAUAAGUAGAAUUUAUACUAGUAAGAGUGGAAUAUUUGUGAAAAAAAAAGGGAACACAGGGAAUUUAGAUGCGUUGGAACUGUUUAAGGGUACAUAUAUUUGUAAUUAGUUUUUCUGGAAUAUACUCUGGAAAAAAAAGAAAGAAAUUAAGAGGCAGCAGAUGUGUUUUCAGGACCUGUGUGGCUUGGUAUGGAAUCUCUUUAAGAAAACCUGGAGCUAUGUUGCCACAGUGAACUAAGCUAGUUGUUGCUAUACUUUAUAGAAAUAAAAAAAAACUUUUCCUAUAAGAGCUGUCUUCCUUAAAAAAGAAAAGAAAAGAAAAGAAAACUUCCCAAACAAUUUUUAAUCUUGUAGGGCUGUCCUCAGUUUUGUGAUGAUAGUGAGUGCUUGUUUUAUGUCUUCCAUAAUGUCUGCUGUCUCUUACCAAUUCUCUGGCAGGCCCUUUUUACUUCUUUUAAAUAUUAUAAGCAUACUUUGAUAUUUAUUCAAACUAAUGAUGGAUUAUCCAGAAACACAGCCAUGUAAUUAAUUGGACCAGCACAUCCAACACUAGAUGUAAUCAAGUGUAAUAACACCUAUGUGUGUAGAGAUUAUUUACAUAUUUAGAAAUAGAAAGUAUUUACAUAUGCUGCUAUGAAAGUAAAUCACAAAUAUUUUAGACACAAUGUAGAAAGAACCAUUAAAAACCAUUAAACUAUCUUAAUGGUUGUGUGAGGUGGUGGAUGAGGUCACAGCUGACCUCAGUGUAUGUUUGGCAUUGAUUUUACAUAUGAGAGCAAAAAUGAUAAUCUUUUGAGAUGCCUUCAUAAAGUGCAGCAUUUUACAAUCCAUAGCGACAAACUUCAAAAGAAAAAAAAAACAAAACACGCGAGAAUAUUCAUUAGUUUUACGUCUGUAUGUGAUAACCCUGUGAUAAUUCAAUCAUGUGAUGUCCUAGGACGUGUCAAGGCAAUUGAAACUGAUCACUGAAUAUCUAUAUUUGCGUCUGCUCUCAAUGUAAAGGCUCGUGUUCAGAGAGGCAUCAGAGAGGGAUCCUAAUCUUUACAGUCACUCCAGCACAAUUUUGGUCAUGUGCCAGACAACUUAGUUUGUUGUUUUUUGUCCUCUGUCAUUUAUUUUCACUGUCCCUUGCUCGCACAUAGUUGUGCGUUUCUGAUUUUUGUGCCACAUAGUAACGGCUCAGAGUAUGUAAAUUAAUCUGUGAAUGACUCUCUUUUCCUCUCUUUCCUCUUUGUUGAGGAAGAUUAAGAAUGACUUAUUAUGACUAAAUAGAGAGUGUACUCUAAUGCCCUGAUUGUAAUAUGCUCAGACAAUUGUGUGUCCUAUGGCAUUUGUCUGUCAUUUGUUGAUAUUAAAACCUCAGUAUUCUAUUAGA
Molecule: messenger RNA, 4933 nt
Organism: Chanos chanos (milkfish)
Lineage: Eukaryota; Metazoa; Chordata; Actinopteri; Gonorynchiformes; Chanidae
Gene: slc6a13
Product: solute carrier family 6 member 13
Exons: 15
Coding region: 93-1946 (617 amino acids)
Biological process (GO): amino acid transport; nitrogen compound transport; sodium ion transmembrane transport
Cellular component (GO): plasma membrane; cell projection
Molecular function (GO): gamma-aminobutyric acid:sodium:chloride symporter activity
Source: RefSeq, a predicted model, not a curated record